Messenger RNA from Labeo rohita (rohu), 3070 nucleotides. RefSeq lists its product as uncharacterized. Bases 21 to 842 code for a protein of 273 amino acids. The transcript is spliced from 3 exons. The record is from RefSeq and is a predicted model, not a curated record. Lineage: Eukaryota; Metazoa; Chordata; Actinopteri; Cypriniformes; Cyprinidae.
UCGGUCACACACUCUCAGCGAUGAUGGUGAGGCUGUGGGUUUGUGUCUUCCUGCUGGCGCGCGUUCUGACCGAAGAGCUUCCUGCCAAAAACAUCCAUCUGCUCGAUCCAGAGGAGCACAAACUCAUCCUGAACCUCGGACAGAAAGAUUUUCCCCGGGACUGUUAUGAUCUGUGGCAGAGCACCGGCGGUCAGGCGCGGGACGGCCUGUAUCUGAUCCGCCCUGGAGAUCCGCCCAUUGCCGUGUACUGCGCCAUGCAGGAGGGUGGAUGGACGGUAGUGCAGCACAUCACGGUCAACAGCAGCGUGGACUUCGACCGCAGCUGGGACGAGUACAAGCACGGCUUCGGAUCACUGACCGGAAACCACUGGCUGGGGAACGAGCACCUGCACCGGCUGACCCGCGGCCCGGCGCGCUACAAGCUCGGCAUCAAGCUGGUGGACAAGGACGCCGUGACCAAGACGGGUGAGUACGACCCUGUGCUGGUGGAGGAUGAGGACACGCAGUACCGCCUGCGUCUGGGUCUGUACGAGGGCACGGCGGCGGACGCCCUGACGCUCGACACCGAGAACUACCUGCACGACAACCAGCGCUUCACCACCAAAGACCGUGAUAACGACAACUACUUCCAGAACUGCGCCCGGCUAGAGUUCCAGGGUGUGGCGGGCGGCGGCUGGUGGUACGACGCGUGCGCCGGCGCGAAUCUGAACCGCAGGAACGUCAUCUACUGGCAGAAAGACUGCAACAAAGAGCACCUGUGCAAAUACGCCUGGAUGAUGGUGAAACCCUCAGAGCAGCUCAAAGUGAUUCGCUCUGGAGACUGUACGAGAGACGAACUCUGAUUCACUCCACCACACGCUUCAUCACUGGGAAAAACACCCAGUUAUCCUGAAUUAUCCCUACUUCACUCUGCGUCAGGAGAUUUGUGUUUAAAGGAAUAAAAAGUUGAUGUACACUGCAAAAAAUUGUUCUUUCUGAGUAUUUUUGACUUGUUUUUCAGUACAUACUUUCUUAAAUCAAGUACAUUCAUUGGAGAUUCAGAAUGACAGAAGAAGAAAAACGAAUCAAAAUUAAGUGAGUUUAUGAUUGAAACAAGAACUGCCAGUGGGCUCAGAAAAAUAAACAAAAGGGAAAACAAAUUUCUUUUUCUGACUCAUAAUGCAUUCAGAAGACUAUUUUCACAUUCUGUUUAUUUUCUAAGACAGUCAUAACAUAUUUUAAAUAAAACCAUGUUGUAUUUGAUCAGCAACUUCUCAUUAGGAAUGAAUGUGAAAAAAAAAGUUUUAUUUUCAUAUUUUUGAAAGUUUUGAAUGUUACCAUGUUAUUAUUCCAUUUGCCCAUUUUUAUUAAUUAAAAAAUUUAGAAAUGAUUUGAAAUUACACAAGAUCCACACCAAAAAAUAAAAAGUAAAAAUAAUAAAUAAAAUUCUCUCUCUCUUAUAUAUUAUAUAUGCAAAAUAUAUAUUUGUCAAUAUUUAUGAGAAAUUCAAUUUUGAAUAUAUCAUUGCAUGAACAUAUAAUCUGAGAAUUAUCAGUAUUAACCCCAAAGGAAUUAAUGGAAUUUAACUAAAUUCAUUUAAAUUUAUAACUCAAAAUUGCUCAAAAACAGUCUAGAUUUACAAAACUUACAUAUUUACUUUUAACAAAACACCACCACAACAAGUUUUUACAUCAAUUAAAUUCAUUUUACUUAGAUGAAAUUUCACUUUCAGGUGAAAUUAAUCAGUGAUUAGUUUUUCACCAAAUAUAUUUAAAAAAAUUUUUUUGGCACUAAUACAGCUUCAUAGAUAAUUUUUCAAAAAGCAUUUUGGCACUAAUGGUGCUCCAUACAUACCGGGUCAAAAUGACGAACACAAAACUUUUUUUUAAAUGGUCAUAUAACUUGAAAUGUAAUACAGAAUCUGGGGAAAAAAGCAAGUUUCGUUCACUAAAAACUAUAUAUUUUUAGAAUUUUUUUAAUGUAUCUCUUCCAGGUCAAAACACCGCUAAAUGCGUUACCAGCAUGAAGAAUGUUCACUCAUUUUGAUACAUUUUUCAGAAAAGAAGCUUCUCAAGUUAAUGUAUCUUGCCUUAAGAAUGUUACAGAUGUUUGUACUGAAAACCAAGACAGAAAUACUGAGUACAGUAAUCAUUUUGUGCAGUGUAGUUAUGAAUUACUAACUUGUUAAAUACAUUAGAAUCAAUUAUGUGGAUCAAAUAUAUCAUUUUAUUCAACAACCAUUUAAACGUCAGAAUUAUUUGUACUGAAGAGUCCAAAAGCUCUCAUGAAACUGAUAUAAAAUCACGCACGAUCACAGGUUACAGGGAAUGAAAGAGCAAUAAAGCUGAUGAAAUAGAAAGUUCUGGCAUCUUUGAUCACCUUCAUUGAGUGGUUUACGGCACAUCGAAACGAAUCUUCUGAGCACCUAUAGAUGAAAAUCACACGUCAUCAUUAAAACAGUUAGUUUCACAUCAUCAACACGACAAAUAUCCAGAAUCACCGUAUCUUCAGAGUCGUCUCUGAGUUUCCUUGCGUCAUUAAAGCCGCUCUCAUAAUGGCACAAUAAGGCAUCUGAAGUGGUACAAUCGACAUCAAGCCUUUGAAAUACAACAUUAGCCCUUUAACACUGACAGACAUGAAGAAGAUCAUCUCUGAUGGGGAGUUUGUUCUGAACUCAUGAAGCGUGUUCCUUCAUCAUAAUCUUAUGAUAUUGACAUCUGGGUAUUUAUUUCCAUAAAGGAUUGAUGAAGUGUUACAGAAUCCAAUGAUGGACUUACAGUCACUCAAACUAUCUAUCUGAACAUCAUUGCAACUGCUGUAAACAGCUCACAUGUGACUUAUGACAGAGUUAAAGGAAUAAUAUUUAUAAAAAUAUUAAAGGGAGAAUUCACUGCUGGCAAGGGGGGCUUUUAAUAAAAAUGGGCUGUAGAAAUGCAAAAAAAAAAGUUUCCAAGAUCCAGCUGUCAGAUGUCUGAUGAAUGACAUUAAAUGAUGUUUUGCAUCAUCUGCUGGACUUUUGUUGACAAAUAAAUGGGUGCUCUGGCUCCUGGUACACAUUGCUGUACUAAUACAAAAUUGGUUGAAAAUUAAC